UUUUUUUUUUUUUCUUUUCAAUUGCAAGAACUUUAUUAAGCAAAGCCCGGUGAACACCCAGUGACAGUCUCCCGGCGGCGGUGGUCUUUGGAUCUCUCUUGUUUCCUGCAAUCUCUCACCGUGAGUGUAUUCCCCUUCGAUUGACGAUGCCAAGCAAGAAAAAGAAAUACAACGCCCGAUUUCCGCCGGCAAGGAUUAAGAAGAUUAUGCAGACGGAUGAAGAAAUAGGAAAAGUUGCUGCUGCUGUCCCUGUCAUAAUUUCACGAGCUCUUGAGCUAUUCCUGGAAUCACUCCUAAAGAAGGCCUGUCAGGUCACACAAACGCGAAGUGCCAAGACUAUGACCACAUCACACUUGAAACAGUGCAUAGAACUUGAGCAGCAGUUUGACUUUCUAAAGGAUCUUGUGGCCACUGUCCCGGACAUGCAGGGAGAGACUGAUGACAAUCACACAGAGGGGGAGAGAGUGUCAAGGAGGGGUCGGAAACCAGGAAGUAGUCGAAAGAAUGGAGGAACAACUGUGAGAGGAAAAGAUAAAAAGCAAUCUGAGACAGAUUCAGAUCAAGAGGAUGAUUCAGAAGGCACUGAAACAGAGGGCGAGGAAGAGAUGUGUACUGCUCCUCCUGCAGGAAAUCAAUCACAUGUCACUUUUCAAAGCCCUCCUCCAGCUCCAACUUUCCAUCAUUUCCAUUCUGGACCUUCCCUACCCCAAGUACCUGCUGCUCUGCCCACAAUGCCAGCUCCGUUGCCGCCCGCUGUAUGCGAAGAGGAAGAGGAUUAUGAUUCGUAGCCUCUAGAGAGACCCAUUUAAAUUCCGUUUUCAUUUAUUUGCUUUUCUUGUUUUUUCCUUGUUUUAUUUUGGUUUUUAAACAGGGGCUAAAAGCCUUGGGGAUAGUGGGGUUUAAUGUGUUCUUAAAUUUAUUAAAAAAGGAGGUGGAGAAA
Pelobates fuscus (common spadefoot toad) is the source of this 940-nucleotide messenger RNA. It is a transcript of the gene DRAP1, whose product is annotated as DR1 associated protein 1. Gene Ontology annotation, molecular function: protein heterodimerization activity; core promoter sequence-specific DNA binding; RNA polymerase II general transcription initiation factor activity. NCBI's taxonomy places the organism in Eukaryota, Metazoa, Chordata, Amphibia, Anura, Pelobatidae. The transcript is spliced from 7 exons. Bases 147 to 788 code for a protein of 213 amino acids. Gene Ontology annotation, biological process: transcription by RNA polymerase II. Gene Ontology annotation, cellular component: nucleus; negative cofactor 2 complex. The record is from RefSeq and is a predicted model, not a curated record.